Daphnia carinata is the source of this 2403-nucleotide messenger RNA. RefSeq names its product thyroid receptor-interacting protein 6-like. Bases 215 to 1756 code for a protein of 513 amino acids. Lineage: Eukaryota; Metazoa; Arthropoda; Branchiopoda; Diplostraca; Daphniidae. The transcript has 6 exons. Gene Ontology annotation, cellular component: stress fiber; focal adhesion. Gene Ontology annotation, biological process: cell-cell adhesion. The record is from RefSeq and is a predicted model, not a curated record.
ACGAUCAGUGUUAUUGUUAAUUUUUUUUUCUUUCAAGAAUAGAUUUUUCUGGGCGUUUGCUUAACCCGAUUACUUUGUAUUUUCAUACUGAAUCAUUCCAUUACCUGGAAACACCCAAAAAUCUCUGUCAGCAGAGUGGUCGCUUUUCCUUGUAGUCUCACUCGUCAUUUUUUAUUCUAUACUCUGGGAUCCGUUGCAAUAUUUUAAUAUCGUAAUGGCUAGCAUUCCAAUUGAAAAGCAAUUUUCCCGACUAGGUGUUUCAAGUGAUGUUAACAUUCCCAGUCAAACAAGUUAUGAAAUGUCACCCGACAGUUUAAGAAAGUUUGGUCCUUCUGUAGCUCCUAAACCCCAAUAUAAAGCACAACCCCAAGUGCCUAUUGUCCCCAAAAGUUCUAGUGUUUCCAGUUGUCUUGAACCAUCAUUUAGUACUCUGCUUAAAACUCACAAUGCUGAUGGCAGUCUGAUAACAAGUUUCAGUUCGUCAAGCAACUACGAAAAUGUGGAAACCUACCAUCAGGGUGAAGAGCCAAUUUAUGGCAACAUUCAUCAGUUAGGAUCAUCCAUACUAACUUAUUUGCCUCCUCCGCCCCCUCCUCCAGCCUUCGCAUCGCCAUGUGACAACGACGUCGAUUUGCCUCUACCUCCGCCGCCGCUACCCUCGGAUCUGUCGGGCUACUACUCCGGCGUCGGCGGCGACCAUCUGCAUCUGUUCCCCACGCCGCCCUCCGCCGAGGAAGUGACGUCACCCCCUUCUCCAGUUAGCUCGAGCUAUUCCGAGUUGCGGAGAGCUGGUUGCGGAUCGACAACAGGAUCGACUAGCAACUAUGCCCCGUUAUCGCAGGCAUCGAACUACGAGUCGCUGUACGAGCCGAUUCAACCGCGAAACCAUCAUCACAGUCCCGCUGGCAGCAUGUCGAGCCUGACUCGUCCGUCGCACUACACGACGUCUCCCUAUCCGCCUUACGGCGGUAGCAGUAGCAGUACCUCCUACGGCGGAUCCGUCGGUGGAGGAUCCGCUGCUGCGGCUGCCCUGAAACCUCAGACCGGUCACGCCAACAAGGGAGCCACAUCGCCCGUACAAGAAGAAGAAGUCGACGCACUCACCAAUUUGCUCGUCCAGUCUAUGGAUAAUGCUGCUGACCCGGAAUUCUUCGGAAUGUGUGCCGAUUGCGGUCUGAAGGUCGUGGGUGAAGGCUCCGGUUGCACGGCCAUGGACCGUGUGUUCCACAUAGCAUGUUUCACCUGCCGUAUCUGCAACUGCCGUCUGCAAGGAAAGCCGUUCUACGCGGUCGAUGGCGAACCCCAUUGUCAAGAAUGUUACCUGAAUAGCCUAGAGAAAUGUUGCGUUUGCUCCGAGCCGAUUCUUGAUCGCAUCCUGCGUGCCACUGGAAAACCUUAUCACCCUCAGUGUUUCACCUGCAUUGUUUGCCUCCUCUGUCUGGAUGGCAUUCCGUUCACUGUUGAUGCCGCCAACCGUAUUCACUGCAUUGAUGAUUUCCACAAGAAAUUUGCCCCUCGUUGCUCCGUUUGUCACGAUCCUAUCAUGCCAGAACCUGGCCAGGAGGAAACUGUUCGUGUAGUUGCUCUUGAUCGCAGCUUUCACGUGCAAUGUUACAAAUGCGAGGACUGCGAUUUAGUUCUGUCGUCUGAAGCUGAAGGACGUGGUUGUUACCCGCUUGAUGGACGUGUCCUUUGUAAAUCGUGCAACGCCAUAAGAGUCAACGCAUUGACUUCUACCACAUCGACCGAGCUUUAAAGAAAAUUGUUCAAGUUCUCAUAGGAAAAUGUGAGAGAAGCUUUAACAAGGGAGUGUGUUGGAGACCAUUUAACAGAUUUCCGACACUGUUACUCUGUAUUAAAUGAUGAAAGAAACAAAUACCUGGCGACAGGACAGAAUUAACGACAUUCGACCCCUUAAUGGUUGCCAUAAAAAAGUAAUCGGUUGAAAAUUUUACGCCUCUUUUUAAUGUGCUAGUGUUUCUAUUUGUAGCGAGUUAGAACCGUUUAUUUUAUGAAUUUUGAUGUUGUGCAUACCACGCAAUCUUCACGAACGCACAAAAACGACUGUCUUCCCUGACAUAGAAAAAUACAACUGAGAUAAUAUUCUGCUCACACAAACAUGUCAUCAUCUAUGUCAAGAUGGACUUCUGGUGGAAUGUCAGUUUUCUUUUUUUUCACCAAGGCUUUCCCUUUGUCUGUUUUUGCAUUUUCUUCCAAGUUUGGUGAUCCUAGUGUUGCUAGUAUGGCUUUCUGUAAUCAAUGCAAUGGACUCAAUUGGCUUCCUUCAAUGUUUUGUUUCUGGAAUACUUACUAAAUCUUCAUUCCUUCGUACAAGCAGCUUGACAUCAUCCAGAUUGAUGGUUGUACGCUUUCCAUGCCUCAAUAAAAAAUUGUAUAUAAUAA